AUGCGGUCACUACAACGUUCUGCUGUUGAACCUGUCAUUGUCAGACAAAAUGCACCUGAAGUUGGAGAGUAUUGCUCUGCGCCAAUAGCUUCGCCAUGGGGAGAGAUCACAUUUUCCACUACUUCUACUUCAAGAGGCUCCGCUCCUGCAACGACGGCAGCACUUAGGUGCGCAUUUGGUCGAUGGAUGGUUGGCCCAUCAUUCUCCACCUGCACUCGUGGAGUAUUUCGACCGUUACUGGGUAAAUGCAGUGAUGACAGAGAAGAAGCUCUACCAGGAGUCUGCAUGCCAUUGACACCGCCUACCAACGGACUGAUCACCUACAUCCAAGCAGGAAGGCAAGAAAAUUUUGAAAUUGGAACAACAGCCUUGCUCUACUGCAUGGCUUCACAUGCGGUGACCGGCCAGGCCACAGUGGUUUGUUCCAAAGACGGAUGGCAACCAGCCACUGGGCUAGGCACUUGUGAUCCAACAGAACGCCAGAACUAG
Haemonchus placei is the source of this 489-nucleotide messenger RNA. NCBI's taxonomy places the organism in Eukaryota, Metazoa, Nematoda, Chromadorea, Rhabditida, Trichostrongylidae. The record is from the annotation of a GenBank genome assembly.